This is a messenger RNA of Coturnix japonica (Japanese quail), 1897 nucleotides long. The record is from RefSeq and is a predicted model, not a curated record. Lineage: Eukaryota; Metazoa; Chordata; Aves; Galliformes; Phasianidae.
CGCCCCCGGCGCCCCGCGCGGUGCCCGCAGUGUCCGCCGCAUCGCGCUGCGAACCGACCGGAACCGAACGGAACCGAACGGAACCGAACGGAACCGAACGGAACCGAACGGAACCGAACGGAACCGAACCGGGGCGGCCCAUCCCUCCUCCUCCCCUUGUACCCCUCCGUUCCGCCUCGAGACACGAUGUCGGGCCCGGAGCCCAGCGGCGGUGAGGAGGCCAAGCAGGCCAAGGAGGCGGAGGACGCUGAGAAGUUUUCCUUUAUGGCCACCGUUACCAAAGCGCCCAAGAAGCAAAUCCAGUUUGCAGAUGACAUGCAGGAGUUCACCAAGUUCCCAACCAAGACCGGCCGCCGCUCCCUGUCCCGUUCCAUCUCACAGUCUUCCACCGACAGCUACAGCUCUGCUGCCUCCUACACAGACAGCUCUGAUGAUGAAGUGUCUCCCCGCGAGAAGCAGCAAACCAACUCCAAAGGCAGCAGCAACUUCUGCGUGAAGAACAUCAAGCAGGCAGAGUUUGGACGCCGGGAGAUCGAGAUCGCUGAGCAAGACAUGUCUGCUCUGAUUUCACUCAGGAAGCGAGCUCAAGGGGAGAAACCUUUGGCCGGAGCUAAAAUCGUAGGCUGUACACACAUUACAGCACAGACUGCGGUGCUGAUUGAGACGCUGUGUGCUCUGGGAGCGCAGUGCCGCUGGUCUGCAUGCAACAUCUACUCUACCCAGAACGAGGUGGCAGCUGCCUUGGCAGAAGCAGGUGUUGCCGUAUUUGCCUGGAAGGGAGAGUCAGAGGAUGACUUCUGGUGGUGCAUUGACCGCUGUGUUAACGUAGAUGGCUGGCAGGCUAACAUGAUCCUGGAUGACGGUGGGGAUCUGACCCAUUGGGUUUAUAAGAAGUACCCCAACAUAUUCAAGAAGAUCCGAGGGAUUGUGGAGGAGAGUGUGACCGGUGUGCACAGGCUGUACCAGCUCUCCAAAGCUGGGAAGCUGUGUGUGCCGGCCAUGAAUGUGAAUGACUCCGUGACCAAACAGAAAUUUGACAACCUGUAUUGCUGCCGGGAGUCCAUCCUGGAUGGCCUGAAGAGGACCACAGAUGUGAUGUUUGGAGGGAAGCAGGUGGUGGUUUGUGGCUAUGGGGAGGUUGGCAAGGGAUGCUGUGCUGCUCUGAAAGCCCUGGGAGCCAUCGUCUACGUCACGGAGAUCGACCCCAUCUGUGCUCUUCAAGCCUGCAUGGAUGGAUUUCGGGUGGUGAAGCUGAGCGAAGUCAUCCGUCAGGUCGAUGUUGUCAUUACCUGCACAGGCAACAAGAACGUGGUGACCAGAGAACACCUGGAUCGGAUGAAGAACAGCUGCAUCGUGUGCAACAUGGGCCACUCCAACACAGAAAUCGAUGUGACCAGCCUCCGGACCCCCGAGCUGACCUGGGAGAGGGUCCGUUCCCAAGUGGACCACAUCAUCUGGCCGGAUGGGAAGCGGGUGGUGCUGCUGGCCGAGGGCCGACUUCUCAACCUGAGCUGCUCCACGGUUCCCACUUUCGUCCUCUCUAUCACAGCCACCACUCAGGCUCUGGCUCUGAUUGAGCUGUACAACGCUCCCGAGGGCCGGUACAAACAGGACGUGUAUCUACUGCCCAAGAAGAUGGAUGAGUACGUUGCCAGCUUGCACCUGCCUUCCUUCGAUGCCCACCUGACAGAACUGACAGACGAUCAGGCGAAAUACCUGGGACUCAACAAAAACGGGCCUUUCAAACCCAACUACUACAGAUACUGACGGACCAUCCCUAUGAAGGACCAGACCACCCCAGGCAACAUUAGGGCGAUGACUUUUUAAAGAUCAUUUCAUUCCGGUUCGCUUUUCGUUUUUUCUUUUAACCAACAAGGAAACCUUCUUUUUACAUUGA